Molecule: messenger RNA, 2842 nt
Organism: Linum trigynum
Lineage: Eukaryota; Viridiplantae; Streptophyta; Magnoliopsida; Malpighiales; Linaceae
Source: the annotation of a GenBank genome assembly
GCCCAAACGAGUGGACAACGGCAGGCCACGUCGACACCUAUGGUUACUAGGGUAUAAAUGCUAGCUAGAGGCUAGGCGGUGACGUCACAGGGUACGCACACCGCCUGGGGGGCAUGGGUACACCCGCUGAAAAGAAAAAAUCAGUCAAUAAAAAGAUUCACUCGCGAAACGCACAUAACAAGGGGAAGCAACGCCGCGUGCAAGUUAGACGCGCGCGUAGCAAGGCAUGUGUGCGCGUAUUCACAAAGAUAUUUACUCGCGAACAGCGCACAACAACCACCGGUCGCGCAGCGCACAAAACCCGGGACGCGCACACCCGGUGACGACAUCAUGCCGCGCAAAGAAAAAGAGCACACAAAGAGGACCGUGCGUAACAUACUAUAUGCAGGCGCGCCGACAACCCAAAGAAGCGCGGGAACGCGAAGAGCCGAGCCACCCACGCGGGAGCUAACAGGCGGCAUUCACAGAACACCACCUGGUGGGGGGCAAUUGUUGGGGAUGUGGCUCGGGCCCAGUCGCGCGAGCAAGACAGCCGAAUGGAGGCAAGAGGAUGACCGCCAAUGUCAGAUGUAUCGAGCGGCGUCGUUUUACCUCACAGUCCGAUCCCGCCCAGGCCGACGUCGUUUUGCACUGCCCAAAACCACCGCCGUUUUAAGCCUCACUCAAGCCGGCGUCGUUUUGUCCUACCUAAGACAAGGGAGGAAGAUCGUAAGCAUGGCGCCGCAGUCUACGAAGGAAAGGUCAUGUCGUGUGUCAGGUCCUAGGAAUGAUUAUGGCCUAAAAGCAUGGCCUAAGCCUCCUGACACACGUUGUAGUCUUAUCGCAUUAAAUACCCACUACUGUAAUGUACUAUAAAAGGGGCAUUUACUACGGUAGGUAAGGAGAUCGGUUUUUGGAUUCUCUCACUAAUAAACACAGCUUUCUCUCUCUAGCCAAUUUCCUCUGUAAUCUCUACCUCUCCGUCUAGAGUUCUCACCAAAAACGAACCGACGUUACGCUUCGCUUACCCUACUCCCCCCUUUUCUCACGAGUCUCACUCCUACACUCAGUUAGGCUCAAACAGUAAUCAUCGACGUAAAGACCAUAUAAACCACAUAUAUACUGAACUGUCUUGUUUAAUCGAAUGAGCUAGCUAGAAACUCCAUGCAUGCAGUGGCGGAGCCACUUGGAGAGGAGGGGGUGCUUUGCACCCCCCUUGGGGUUGGAGAAUUUUUUUUCGAGUAGGGGUAUAUACAAAUUCGAACCAAUGACCAUUCAGUUGCAGGAAGAAUUUCUUAUCAUUUCGAUCGAGUGAGUUUUGUUAUGUAAUGCACUUUCGUCUUUAUUUAUAGUAAUAAAUUGUUGUCUUUUGUUUAAACUCGCUCUUUUUUUUAGCUCUACAACAGAGAAAUUUCUUGUCUUUUGUUUAAACAAAGUUGAAAGUGAAGAAGUACCAAUUGAAGUUCAUUUGUUUGUUUCACAAAAUCAAUUCCAAGGUACUUCUGAGUUCUAAUUUGUAAUAUUUGAUGAAUGGAAGUCUUGAUUUGUAUGUAUCGAACUUAUUUGUUUGACGUUGUAACCGGUGUUCGUGAAACUAUUUUAAUGUAAUUGUGUGAAUUUAGAGUAUUGCGUUGUUGACUUUUUGUUUAAUUUAAAGUUGACUUUUCUAUUGUAUAGGUGAUUUUUUAUGAUAUGAUAAAGACGCCCCCUUGACCAAUUUCCUGGCUCCGCCACUGCAUGCAUGGCCGUUCUUUCUAUACUCUUGUUCUACACAAUCAGCUUUGCCGAUCGAUAAACCAAUCACAUGAAAGCACUGUUUACCAAUUGGGGAUGGGGAUUAGUACUUAACAUAAUUAGUUUAAACAUUUAACUAAUCAAAUCACAUUCAUCAAUGGGAGAAGGGAAAAGUCAACCGACCCCUUUGAGCCACGUGUUGGUCCGACAAUAGAUCAUGGCCAAUGGUUUUGUCUGGAACAGAGGACAACUGUCGUGGCCUCAGUAUUUGUUUGUUUGUAGAUUGUUUUGUUGCUCUUGUUUGUGACGGUGUGUGCAUGUACACUAGUAUAUUAUAGGCCCCAUUUUCUUGGUAACAAGAGCACGUGAGAAUCAGGUGCCUGCCUUUUCGCUUCAGCUGCCAUUGUUGAAAGAGAAGAGAUCCUAGUUAAUUAGCCACUAAUAAGUGAUUGGUUAGUGGUUAAUAUUUAUUAAGUUCGAGUUUCUGGUUAUCCAUUAAUAAAGCUGAUAUACUGAUCACUAGCUAAGUUCGAGUUUCAGUUGUGUCCAUUGUAACUUUACAUUCACGGUGAUAAACUCUAUCAAACCAUUGCACAUCCCUAGCUUAGAGGAAAAGAAACACCAAGAAAAUUAAAUUCCAUAUGAUAUGAUCUAUGUAUAUCGUGAUUAUAACUAAUUAAGAUGCCUCAACUUUCGGUUGAGUGCUUGACAACUUACCAAGAAGGAUUGGGCAGGUGAACAGUGAAUCAUACCAGCCAGAUUUGUUAUAUCAUGUUUGAUUUCUUUUGGCCUAUAUCAUAUGCCCAUUCUCCUCUUUCUGUUGGCUACUUUCGAUCCUUUUUUUCACACACAGACACACCUUAAUUAUUGUCCCCUACAGCUCUCCACCACAAAUAAAUCAAUUCAUUUGUUCGAGUAAUUUGUCUGGUCGGGCCCCAAUAACCCAGCCAUGCCCUGCAAAUCAGAUCAUGAAGACCCUCCAUCUACAUGUGUUAAUCUGUACCUAGCUUAAGUAUGUAAUUAAUUAAGUACAUUGUUCUUGUUACAUUAUCCAGCUGAACUAGUGUAAUGUUCCUAUAUACCCUGCAGGGUCUCACUUGCUUCACGCCAAUGAAAUUUUGUGGCUAAU